Messenger RNA from Nycticebus coucang (slow loris), 1254 nucleotides. Its product is annotated as 39S ribosomal protein L50, mitochondrial-like. Gene Ontology annotation, cellular component: mitochondrial large ribosomal subunit; mitochondrion. NCBI's taxonomy places the organism in Eukaryota, Metazoa, Chordata, Mammalia, Primates, Lorisidae. The record is from RefSeq and is a predicted model, not a curated record. The transcript has a single exon. The coding region runs from base 1 to 480 and encodes 159 amino acids.
AUGGUGGCACUGUGUGUGUCCCGCUUUACCAGAAAAGGCUUCAUGUGGAUAGUUUCAGGGGCGCCACGCAGACAAUUUUGGUCUCAUUUCAGAAAGGAGAAAGAGCCGGGGGUAGCUGAGACAGUAGAAGAGGUGAAAAAGGAACCUGUUCUGGUGUGUCCACCUUUACGAAGCAGAACAUACAUACCACCUGAAGAUCUCCAGAGUCGUUUGGAAUUUUGUGUUAAAGAAGUUUUUGGUUCACCUCUUUCUGGUAAUUGGCAGGACAUCUCCCUGGAAGAUGGUCUUCUGAAGUUCAAUCUCUUGUCAAAUUUAGCUGAUGACUUGAGCCACGCAGUCCCUAAUUCCAGGCUUCACCAGAUGUGCAGAGUUAAAGAUGUUCUUGAUUUCUAUAGUGUCCCUGUUCAGGAUAGAUCUAAAUUUGAUGAACUUAAGGCUAGUAAUCUGCCUCCUAAUUUGAAAAUCACCUGGAGUUACUGAGCAAAAGGGGAGCAUACUGAAAUUAUUUUCCCCUUGAGGAAGGCUUAUUAGACUUUUCAAUAUAUAAAAUGCCAUCAGAACUGUUCUCUAAACCACUUUUUCUGUAGAAGAAUGCAUCAGUACUUUUUGUUUCUUAUCAUGAAUCAAUGAAAAAAAUAACAGGAUUUUCUGUUCACUUUUGCUGAAACUAUUUUUUUAAUGGAAUCAGGUCAUUAAUAAUUUAUGAAAACUUUUUUCUUGAGAGGACACUGAAAUUAACUUGAGUUUAAGAAAAGAGGGAGGAACGGAUUGGGUGUUUCCGUUGUCUGCGUCUCGCUGCAGGAGCCAUAUAUUGAAAACAAUGUCUGGAAGCUUCUACUUGUAAUUGUUGGCCACCAUGAUAAUCCAGUUUUUGAAAUGGAGUUUUUGCCAGCUGGGAAAGCUGAAUCCAAAGAUGACCACCGUCAUCUGAACCGGUUCAUAGCUCAUGCUGCUCUUGACCUGGUAGAUGAGAACAUGUGGCUGUCGAACAACAUGUACUUAAAAACCGUGGACAAGUUCAACGAGUGGUUUGUGUCAGCAUUUGUCACUGCAGGGCAUAUGAGAUUUAUUAUGCUUCAUGACAUAAGGCAAGAAGAUGGAAUAAAGAACUUCUUUACCAAUGUCUAUGAUUUAUAUAUAAAGUUUGCAAUGAAUCCAUUUUACGAACCGAAUUCUCCUAUUCGGUCAAGCGCAUUUGACAGAAAAGUUCAGUUCCUUGGGAAGAAACACCUUUUAAGCUGAAUGCAGAAAAAC